Messenger RNA from Phycomyces blakesleeanus NRRL 1555(-), 312 nucleotides. RefSeq lists its product as hypothetical. The transcript has 4 exons. The coding region runs from base 1 to 312 and encodes 103 amino acids. The record is from RefSeq and is a predicted model, not a curated record. Lineage: Eukaryota; Fungi; Mucoromycota; Mucoromycetes; Mucorales; Phycomycetaceae.
AUGGUUUCAAUAGUGGCAGGUUACGCAAGGCCGGAAGAAGAACUUCAAGUAGACAAAGAUUGUGAAUCGAUUGUUAAUAAUCGAUUAGCUAAAAGUGGUAUCCAUACUUUCAUAGUGACAAGUUUGUCCACAUUUCAAACACCAAAGCUUUCAAUUAUGUACAGAUCAAUUGAAGACAUGUUACCCUCAGGCAGUGCUAGCUUGCCCAGAAAGCUAGAAGAAGAAGAAACCUGUUUGGUUAUUAGAAUUUCAUUGGACUUGUUUAGUAAUCCUCAACCAUGGCAAAGAUUCAGCUUUAAAACGUACAUGUAA